UCAUUUUGACACGAGAGAGGAAAGACAGAUAACUUGUCUCAACUCAUAUCAAACCGCAUAUCCAAUGUCGACCAUAAGCACAGGCAAUUAGUAAGGUAAGAGACAGGAGAAAGAAAGUCUGGGGUCAAGAAAGUUCAACGUCCAUGAUCUUUCUAUAAUUUGGUCAAAUAUUCUCCCACCAAAAAUUGGACAGAACAAAGCAUAAUGGAAGGAACACUUGAAGUAGAAAAUGGAAAAACACCAGAAAAAAAUGGUGUUGAAGGGCCAUAUGAACCUGAGCCAGGAACAUUUGAAUCAAUGGAGGGUUUAGUUCGUUGCUCAGCAAAUAGUAAUGCAUUGUCUCCAAUAAGCUUCAUAGAGAGAGCAGCAAAAGUAUGCAGAGAGAGAACGUCUGUUGUGUAUGGUAAUAUGAAGUAUAAUUGGGGUCAAACUCAUCAACGUUGUCUCAAACUCGCUUCUGCUCUUUCCCAAUUAGGAAUUUCCCGUGGUCAUCUGGUUGCUACAUUAGCGCCUAAUGUCCCUGCAAUGUAUGAGCUGCAUUUUGCAGUACCAAUGGCCGGAGCCAUUCUUUGUACUCUUAAUUCUCGCCUAGAUGCAGCUAUGGUAUCAGUCCUGCUGGAGCAUUCACAAGCUAAGAUUCUUUUUGUAGACUAUCAACUACUUGAAAUUGCUCAGGGAGCAUUGAACUUGCUUCGCGAAAGAGGAACAGAAUUGCCAAUUAUAGUGUUACUUACUGAUUCUGAAUACUCAUCUACAAUUGACAUUACAUCAACGAGUUAUGAGUAUGAGAAAUUAGUGGAUGUUGGUCAUAAUGAUUUUAAUAUAGUGAGACCACGGAGUGAAUGGGAUCCUAUAAGUGUAAAUUACACAUCAGGUACCACGUCUAGUCCUAAAGGAGUUGUCUACAGUCACAGAGGUGCGUAUCUAAACUCUUUAGCGGCGGUUUUAGUCUCUCAAAUGGACCUUUUUCCUGUUUAUCUUUGGAUUGUUCCAUUAUUCCAUUGCAAUGGGUGGUGCCUCCCUUGGGGAGUGGCUGCACAGUUUGGGACCAAUAUUUGUUUAAGGAAAGUAUCUCCAGAGAACAUAUUUGACAAUAUAAUUCAGCAUAAGGUGACACACAUGGGUGGAGCUCCUACUGUGUUGAACAUGAUUGUGAAUUCUGCACUGACUUAUAGAAAGCCACUCAAACACAAGGUUGUAGUGAUGACAGCAGGUUCUCCACCACCACCACAGAUCCUUUCUAAGAUGGAAGAAAUUGGUUUUAGCAUUUCUCACCUAUAUGGCUUGACGGAAACAUAUGGUCCAGGGACUUUUUGUGCAUGGAGACCUGAGUGGGACAUGCUGCCUCCUCAAGAAAGAUCAAAGAUGAAAUCCAGACAAGGCGUGCCCCAUGUAGGUUUGGAGGAAAUUGAUGUGAAAGAUCCUGCAACUAUGGAAAGUGUUGUAGCUGAUGGAAAAUCAGUUGGUGAGGUAAUGUUUAGAGGGAAUACAGUGAUGAGUGGAUAUUAUAGAGAUUUGAAAGCAACAAAAGAAGCUUUCAGAGAUGGAUGGUUUCAUAGUGGGGAUCUAGCUGUGAAACACUGUGAUGGUUACAUAGAAGUUAAGGACAGAUUGAAGGAUGUAAUACUCUCUGGAGGAGAAAACAUUAGCUCAGUAGAGGUAGAAACCGUUUUGUAUAGCCAUCCAGCAGUUCUAGAAGCCGCAGUUGUUGCUCGGCCAGAUGAUCAUUGGGGUGAAACUCCUUGUGCUUUUUUGAAGCUGAAAGAUGGGUCUGAUGCAAAUGCUGAAGAGAUAAUCACCUUUUGUAGGGAACGUUUGCCUCAUUACAUGGCUCCUAAAACAAUCAUUUUUCUAGAAAUGCCAAAGACUUCAACAGGGAAGAUACAAAAGUAUAUUCUGAGGGAGAAAGCCAAGGCUUUGGGCAGUACUUCAGGCUCCAUUGAUUGUGAAAAAUAUUGUAGUUGAUUGGUCAAAUAAGUUUAAGGAAUAAUGAAAAGAUUAAAUUCCAUUUUUAUUUUAACAAUUAUAGUUUAAUGUUGAAUAGAAAA
This is a messenger RNA of Cicer arietinum (chickpea), 2048 nucleotides long. Its product is annotated as butanoate--CoA ligase AAE1-like. NCBI's taxonomy places the organism in Eukaryota, Viridiplantae, Streptophyta, Magnoliopsida, Fabales, Fabaceae. The record is from RefSeq and is a predicted model, not a curated record.